CAAACCUAUUUUAUUUCCGAUCAUAGACGAUCUUUGUUUCGUGUCAUUUCGGUCAGAUCAUUAUCAGUGACACAUGUUAUAGUUUCCGUGCGGUUACAAAAUCACCGGCAGCAUCUUUAAACUGUGGUUUAACAUUUUUAACAUUUUAUUUUGAAGAAGGUUUCCGGUGCUAACAGUUAGCUCCGAGGCUAACAGCUAGCUGCUCCGCUAACACGCGGUGUUUACAUCGGCUCUGCCCGGGUCAGGAAACUUCACCGAGCUCAGUUCAGUUUCAUUUCUGUACCGAGACAUUAGCAUGGCUGCUUGCGAGGAAACAGCCAGCUUGUCCACAGAGGAAGAGCUCCUAGUCCGGCAGGAGGAAGAGGAAGAAGAGGAGGAGGAUGACCUGGAGCUAGCAUUAGCAAACAUGAGAUUGGAAGACCUGCUGCAGAAGGUGCAGGCUGUGCAGACGGACAGCACGACCGUAGAGUCGGGCGUCAACACGGAGCCGGACUGGGAGAGUCAGGUGGAGGCCAUGUUGGAGUACAGCUCCAGCCUGAUGGAGCGGUACGACAGUCUGAUGAAGAAGCAGGACGAAGAAGGGGAGGCGCACGAGAAACACAAACAACAAGUGCUGAAGAAGAAGGAGGAGGCCACCCGCCAGCACCAGGCUCUUCUGGAGAAACUGGAGUCUCUGCGAGUCAAACUGCAGCUGAACGACUCGAAAGCCACGAGGAAGAACUUCUUAGUCAAGAAACAGGAAAUGACAUCAGAGAAGAACAGAGUUGAGGAGGAGAGGAACAGGCUGGCCAAGGAGCUGGAGGAAAGCGAGAGGAAGCUCACGGCUCUCACGGAGGAGCAGAGUGAGGAGCAGCGGAGGUGGCAGGAGGAGCUGGACGAGCUGAGGCAGGAGAUGGAGCGAGUGAGGAAGGAGGCACAGGAAGCCGAGCUGCUGGCCUUAAAGGAUGAGAUCGUCGCCACGGAGAAGCAGAGGGACGUCGCCAUGGCUCGCAUCGAGGCCUGGCUCAGUGAGGUGCGUCAGUACCUGAACACUCUCCGGGUGGAGUUCCCUCAGCAGUACCCUCACGAGAGGCAGAAGUGGGAGAAGAAGGAAGGUCUAGUCCGGAGGAGCCGGGAGGAGCUCCAGAGCCGCUUCCAGGAGGUUCUGCAGCAGCUGCAGCAGGGCCGUGAGUUAGAGUCCCUGCCCAGGAUUAACAUGCCGUCCCUGCCGCAGCUCCCCAUGGCUGACCUGCGAUUCAACCAAGUGAUGCAGUCACUGGUCCGCCCCCAGUUCAUGCCCCCUCCUCCCACAGUUCCAAUGAACCGACCCCUCCAUCCCCCGAGACACCCACACUUUUAUCAGCAGUACCAGCCUCCUCACCACCCCCAAUACCGCCACCACUACACACACCGCCCACCACCACCCAUACAACAGUUCCAGCCCCCCCUCCCACCCCAGCACCAGCCUCACUUCCAGCCUCACAUCAGAGCUCAGAUGAGGGUGACUCCGCCUCCCAGUCUCUCCCCGUCCCCUCCUGUUCAGCCCAUCUACCCUGUAGCUCCAUCCCCGCCUGCCCCCGCCGCUGCUGCCGCCGCUCCCUCUCCCACUCCUGCCACCUCUGCCCCUGCUGGCAAACUCGACAAAGUCCUGGAGAAGCUCGGAACCUGCUUCCCACAAUGCAACAAGGCUCAGCUGACCUCGCUGCUCCAGCAGGUGAAGAGCUCCCGCGGCACGCUGUCUGGCAUGUCCAUGGAGGAGCUCAUCGAGCAGGUCGGCUUCAAGCUGAUGCAAAAUGAGCGGUCGGCCCCGGGGCCCAUCAGCCGGCCCACGCCCCCCGGCCCCAUCCAGAGGCCAACACCUCCCCCACAGAGAGCGCCAGCAGCGGCGGCGGCAGGUGGAGGUCAACCUGUCGGGGCUCGUAAACUGUGCCUCAUGUGUCAGAACCACGUGGAUCCAGAGAGCCGCCACCCGCUGAGCUGCUCACACACCAUCCACAGAGACUGCAUCAGAGUGUGGCUGCAGUCCAGCAAGAACAACUCGUGCCCCUUCUGCCCGGGGAAGUGACGCAGGAAACGCCAACCAGACUCUGAUCAGGGCCACCACAGAGAUGACUCUGAUUGGCUCAACACGUGGGUUCUCUCUAAAAUACAACCUUCAGUAAAGAGAAAGAAGGAUAUGAUUUAUCAUGUUGCAGCAGUGGAGAGCAAGCUGGCAACAUACUUUUUUCAAUACCUUAGUUUGAGUAAUAUGAUUUUCUACAUUUUUUUUGUUUACCAGAACCAAUGUUUUUGAUGCGUUGUUGUUUAUUGUUUGUUUUACUGUUCAUGUUACAUGGAGCCAAAAGAACUGCCAAAAUAAAACUGUCUGAAACUUAAA
Molecule: messenger RNA, 2356 nt
Organism: Epinephelus fuscoguttatus (brown-marbled grouper)
Lineage: Eukaryota; Metazoa; Chordata; Actinopteri; Perciformes; Serranidae
Gene: rnf214
Product: ring finger protein 214
Exons: 6
Coding region: 296-2044 (582 amino acids)
Molecular function (GO): ubiquitin-protein transferase activity
Source: RefSeq, a predicted model, not a curated record